Messenger RNA from Tribolium castaneum (red flour beetle), 1762 nucleotides. RefSeq lists its product as uncharacterized. The transcript has 7 exons. Bases 313 to 1704 code for a protein of 463 amino acids. The record is from RefSeq and is a predicted model, not a curated record. Lineage: Eukaryota; Metazoa; Arthropoda; Insecta; Coleoptera; Tenebrionidae.
CGCUCCGGUUUGGUGGCGUCCAGUGUUUCGUGUUUAUCGCAUCGAUAAGUCGUCUUAUAAAAUCUCAGUUUUUUAAUUUGCAAUUCGUGCAAAUGUGUGAAACGAUGUGUAAAGUGCGUUAAUACAUCCCUAGUGCGUUAAUGGCUCAUUUUGCGCCUUACUUCCCUUUACUUCACCUCUAUUGAUCCGCUUUGGAUGGGCUUUGGUUACGUCGUCGGUGUUUUGAGGCGAUUUGAUCGAAUUAUCGCCACGUUGGAGUAAAAUGAGAGCGGAUGACGAACCCAACCUGGAGGACUUCUACACCCUCCGGAGAUGAAAUUCAGUUCGGUGAUGGUCAUUUUGUAUCUACUGUGGCCCAUAGAAGGGCAGAGAUUGGUGCCGCCGAGGAGUUAUCAUUCGGAUGAUGAUGAUGAUGACGAGGUUCGGCAUGCUCUUGAUCAUGAUGAUGAAGAGGAUGGGAAUAAUUCAACAGACAAAGGACUCUAUGUGGGAGCUCCGUGCGAAAUCGUAUGUAACUCGAAACUACUCCACGUCUACUGCAACCCCAUCACGGGGGUGUGCGAGUGCGAGAAGAACUACCCCGUCAAGCUCAACCCGUAUACAGGAUGUGGAAAACCGAAAAGGUUGGGAGAGCAGUGCUACUACCGGGAGACCUGUCAAUACACCGAUGUCCAUUCGGCCUGUGUCCAGGUCCACCAUAACGCCAUUUGCCAAUGCCAAGAUGGCUACCAUUCCGUUUCAAUUCAAAAACCGUCGAAAAGGGUUUUUUGUGCCGAAGAUCUGGAGGUAAUGACGACGGAUUUUUCCACAUUUGCCGGAGUUUUAUCCGGAAUUGCAAUCCUAUCCGGAUUGAUUUGCUUCGUAUUGCAUUUAUUUAACCAGAACAUGUAUGGACCAAGACGCCAUCGUUUUGGUAAUGCUAAUUUGGCGCCCCCUAUUUUAUUUUCAAGUGACCCAGGAUCCUUACCGAUGCCUAUCAUCGAUCGCAGCUUGACGUCGCGGACGUCGAGUCAUAGGACACUAGCGUCGUUGCCGUCGCGACGGGCCAGCAGUGCCCAAGGGUGCCGCGGAAUAGCCGUUUCCGCCUCCCGUGCAGGUGCGGCCCGCAACGCCGCCAUCUUGCUACUCUCUUCUUAUCAAUCCGAUCCCUAUCAACCACCACUUUACGAGUACAAAUUCGGCUCUCGCAGACCCAGUUUGACUUCAAUCCAUAGUGGAAACUCCAUCAAAAGUUACAGUCAAAGGAGAUACGAACGGGAGAGGGAACUGAAGGAGGAAAGGGAGAUGCAGAGGAGAUUAGCACGAAUGUCUUCAUCAGCUAACUCCAGCGGGAAAAUCGCCCCAACUCCCAGUCCCCACUCAACCGACGAUCUUCUCCCGACGUUAGAAGAAGACAAACAGGUGACCACUUUUACCACUAUACCCCAAAAUCGGUGUUUCAAUGUUGUGUGUUUUUCUAGAAGGAAUCGUCGUGGAUUGCCAUUGUUCCUCCUCUCGCUAUACAAGAAGAAUCGUCAUCGAGUUUCCACGAAGAAGUUCCAUCGACUUCGAAACAGUUCCCUUGAAAAACUCAGUGAAGUACCAAAACUCCAAGUCGCCAGGGCCUAUUUUGCAUUUUUUUGCGUUGUGGUUAUGUGUAAUGUGCUACAAGUAUACAACGUGGCGGACUAUGUGCAUUAUAUGUUACGAAUUAUCAAUUUUUAAAGCGUUAAAAUAGACUCAUAGGAUAAUAAACGUUGUUGUAAAAAACAACUUAAAGUUA